CAAAUAAAAUAUAAAGUUAGAUCAUUACAAAUGACUCAAUUGUUUGUUAAAAUGAAUGAUUGAAAUCUAUUAUAGUUACUUUACCACCCUUUUAGUUCAUAUCAAUCUCCUCUACUAUACUACACACAAUCUGUUUCCAAAAUCUCAUUACUGUAAACUUACAACAACUAUGGCUGAAAUCAUUGUGUCUGCCUUGCUCCCAAUUGUUUUUGAGAAGCUAACCUCUGCAGCCUUGAACAAGGUUGCUCGCUCCAAGGAAAUUCAGUCCCGCCUCAAGAAAUUGAAAACCUCAUUACCCCAGAUCGAAGCUCUGCUUAACGAUGCUGCUGAGAAAGAAAUACAAGAUAAAAGAGUUAAAGGUUGGCUAAUUCGUCUGCAGCAUUUGGCUUAUGACGUAGACGAUAUACUUGAUUCUUUGGCUACUGAUGCCAUGCAUCAUGAGCUGACUGAAAAACCUGCAGGAGGCAUUACCAGAAAGGUAACAAACCUCAUCCCAACUUGUUGCAGCACUAGUAGUUUCUCAUCAUCAUCAAAUACUGAGAUGCAUCACAAGCUAAAUGAUCUUACCAUCAAGUUACAAGAACUGUAUGAUGAAAGAAAUGAUCUUGGUUUGAUUGUCAAAGAUAAAAGGUCAAAAUAUAUCAACAGAAGAAACCAGACCUCUUUGUUAUUACCUGGUAUUAUUGGACGUCAAGGUGAAAAGGAAAUUCUGCUUGAGAAGCUGUUCGCAGAUGGUGAACCAUGUGAUCAGAACAACUUUAGCAUCAUACCCAUAGUUGGUAUGGGUGGGAUGGGCAAAACCACUCUGGCUAGACUUUUGUAUAACGAACCAAAAGUCGAGCAACACUUUGAACUCAGGGCCUGGGUUUGCGUUUCAGAUGAGUUUGAUGGCUUCAACAUCAGCAAACUUAUCUUUGAAUCCGUAGCUGAGGGAGACAACAAACAGAAGGAAUUCAAAAAUCCAAACCUGCUUCAAGAAGCUCUUAGAAAUAGACUCGCAGGAAAACGGUUUCUGCUAGUUUUGGAUGAUGUUUGGAGCGAAAAGAUUGAAGAUUGGGAUACCAUAGUGCCCCCAUUUCAUGCAGUGGCCCCUGGAAGUAAGAUUAUCAUCACAACUCGUAAGGAACAAUUGCUCCAACAGUUGGGAUAUGAUAACCCAUACCAUUUGAAUAAGCUGUCAGACAAAGAUGCUUUGUCUUUGUUUGCGCAACAUUCAGUGGGUGCAACCAACUUUGAUUCAUAUCCAACACUCAAAUUAUAUGGUUUGGGCAUAGUGCAAAAAUGUGAUGGCUUGCCUUUGGCUUUAAAAUCACUUGGAACUUCAUUGAAGACAAGAACGGAUGAAGAAGAUUGGAAGGAGAUCCUGAAUAGUAAGAUAUGGAAUUUAAAAGAUCAAGGAGGUAUUCUUCCUGCUCUUCGACUAAGCUACCAUGAGCUUUCUGCAUCUUUGAAGCAAAUGUUUGCAUACAGUUCCUUGUUCCCAAAAGAUUGCACGUUUGAGAAGGAGGACUUGAUUUUGCUGUGGAUGGCAGAGGGGUUUUUGCACAAAUCAACUACAGACGAGCCAAUGGAAAUGGAACGCUUGGGUGAGAAAUAUUUCGAUGAGCUAUUCUCAAAGUCGUUUUUCGAACAUGUAAAUAGUGAUAAAACGUUAUUUGUGAUGCAUGACCUCAUGAAUGAUUUGGCAACAUCUGUUGCUGGAGAAUUUUUUCUAAGGUUAGACAUUGAAAUGAACAAUAAAAUUGAAAAGCAAAGUUUGAAAAAGUACCGCCACAUGUCGUUCGUUCGUGAGGAAUAUAUGACCUGCAAAAAGUUUGAGGCAUUUGAAAGAGCUAAUAGUUUGAGAACAUUUUUGGCAGUGCCAGUUGUAGUGAGAGAUGGAGGAAGGGAGUCAUUCCACUUAGCGAAUAAGAUUUUGGUCGACAUACUCCCCCGGUUACCAUUGUUAAGGGCUCUUUGCUUGAGUAACAUAUGGAUAAAUGAGGUACCAGAGUCUAUUGGUGAUUUGAAGCACCUGCGGUAUCUUAAUCUAUCUCAAACUCAAAUCACACGUUUACCAGACAAUGUUUGUAAUUUAUAUAAUUUACAGACAUUGAUCUUGUUUGGUUGUUGGAUGUUGACGGAGUUGCCCAAAAACUUCAUGAAACUUCAAAAUUUAAGGCAUUUUGACAUUAGGGACACUCCGCGUUGUUUGAACAUGCCCUUAGGUAUUAGUGAGAUGAAAAGCCUACAAACUCUUUCCAAGAUUCUUAUUGGGGGAGAAAACGAGUUUCCAAUAAGCAAGCUAAAGAACCUAAAGAAUCUUCGCCGGAGAGUUUGUAUUGAUGGGCUAGACAAAUUGCAAAACAAUGAUCAAACACGAAAGGUGAACUUGUCACAAAUGAGGCUUAGUGAGUUAGUGGUUAAAUGGAGUGAUGAGUUUGAUGGGUUUCGAACUCAAAGACUUGAAACAGAGGUCCUGGAUGUGCUUAAGCCUCAUAAUGAUAAUCUGAAAAAACUUGAAGUUGUGUCAUAUGGAGGCACAGAAUUUCCACAAUGGGUCGUGCAUCCGUCGUUUAUAAGGUUGACUGAUGUUUCCAUUCAUAACUGUAGAAACUCUGUGUUUCUGCCACCACUCGGGCAGCUGCCAUCACUGAAGAAAUUGUCUAUUCAAGUCAUGGAUGAUGUGAAAGAGGUGGGAUCGGAGUUCUUGGGGACUGGUCCUGCUUUCCCUUCACUUGAGAUUUUAAGCUUUUAUGUUAUGCCAAGGUGGGAGGUAUGGUCAGUCAAUUUGGUGGGUGUUGCAGUGUUUCCAUGUCUUAAAGAGCUCCAUAUAGGGAGCUGUCCUAAGUUGGCACAAUGGGAGGUGUCAGCCAAUGUCAAUGUAAGAGUGUUUCCAUGCCUUCAAAAGCUUGUGAUAUAUAACUGUCCUAGUUUGUUAAAAGUAUCACUUGAGGCACUACCUUCAUUGAAGGUUCUAAAAAUAGAUAGAUGUGGCAAUGUUUUGUUGAAAAGUCUGGUUUGUGUAGCUUCAUUAGUGACCGAGUUGAGUAUUGAACAUAUAUCGGGACUUGGUGAUGAGGUGUGGGAAGGUAUAGUACAAUAUCUUCGUGCAGUUGAAGAAUUAAGUAUUGUGCAGUGUAAUGAGAUAAGAUAUCUGUUGGUAUCUGGAGAAGUAGAUGAAUGCAAGGAGGUUCUUGGGAAAUUAAAGAAGCUGUAUAUAAGACAGUGUAAGAAAUUGGUGAGAAUAGGAAGAGGAGGAGGAGAGAAAGAAGAAGAGGGGGAAGGGAGCAACCUCCCAACAUCUCUUAGGAUGUUAACGAUAUCGGAAUGUACGAAUCUAAUGCAUUUGAGUUGUCCAGACAGCAUCGAAACUUUGGAAAUAUACAAUAGUGAGAAUCUCGAGCAUUUGAGUUGUCCAGACAACAUUGAAAACUUGGAGAUAUAUCGUUGUAAAAAUCUGGUGCAUUUGAGUUGUCCAACCAGUAGCAUUCAAAAAUUGAGAAUGCAUGGUUGUAGUUCGAUUACAUCUGUCUCCUUCCCAGCAGAAGAGGGAGAAGGAUGGAAGAAGCUCAAGUUACUUAGUGUAGGGAGUAGUAACUCAGUAUUGGAGGAGUUGGAAAAGCAGGUGUUAAUAAUAACCGACAACACCACAAACAUCAUGCCGAUUCUUGAACAUUUAUUUAUAGGCAACUGGGAAGAUCUGAAAUCAAUAUCAAAAUUUACAACAUGUUUCAUUCAGAUCACGAGUUUGGCAAUAGAUGAUUGUGGGAGAAUAGAGUCAUUCCCUGCUUUGCAGAAUCUCGUGUUGUUAAAGCAUCUAACAAUCACGGAUUGUAGAAGUAUGGAUGGCCCCCCUCCUCUUUGUGGUGGUGUAAGUGGGGUUUGGCCUCCCAAAUUGGCUUCCUUAGAAAUAGGGAAUCUGAAGAGGCCCAUAUCAGAAUGGGGCCCACUCCCAACCUCCUCACUCGUUGAACUACGUCUAAAUGGUGGAUUUGGAUCAACCGAUGAAGAAGAAGAAGACGUCAAGUGUUUCCCGACCUCCUCACUUCUUCCUUAUUCAUCAUCAUCAUCUCUUACUGAACUUAUGUUAUUUGAUUUUAAGAAAAUGGAAAGAAUAUCACCAAAGGGACUCCAACACCUAACCUCCCUCCAACAUCUCACCAUUUAUCGAUGUCCGAAGAUGAAAGAUCUACCAGAAACGUUGUUGCCUUCACUUUUGAGUUUGAAAAUAGCGAAUUGCCCAAAUGAACUGAAAGAAAAGAUGAUGAGUAAAAGCGGCUCCUAUUGGCCCCUUCUCUCCCAUAUCCCGCAAGUCACUUUCUUCAUGGCUCCCGAGCGCCCUAAGUUCAAAGAUCUACCUAAAACGUUAUUGCCUUGAUGAUGAGUAGAAGCGGCUCCUAUCGGCCCAUUUGUCUCCCAUAUUCCUCGUGUAUGGAACUCAGCAAUUAUGAAGGGUAUGUAACUAUGUAUUUUAUGUAAGGAUUACUCAAUUCAAAGACACUUUCAUAUGAUGGAGAUAUUAGCUCGCUGCAUCUGCUGGCAACCUUUUUAAACGUUAUGUACAUGUUGGAGUAUAUAUGUAGCUAUUUAUUGAUUUUGUGUAUAAAUGUAUGUUCUCGAUAUAGUACAAUGGCUAAUUAAACGCACAACAAAUGAAGAACGUUCUUUUCGUGA
Erigeron canadensis is the source of this 4656-nucleotide messenger RNA. RefSeq names its product putative disease resistance RPP13-like protein 1. Lineage: Eukaryota; Viridiplantae; Streptophyta; Magnoliopsida; Asterales; Asteraceae. The transcript has 2 exons. Gene Ontology annotation, molecular function: ADP binding. Gene Ontology annotation, biological process: defense response to other organism. Bases 56 to 4360 code for a protein of 1434 amino acids. The record is from RefSeq and is a predicted model, not a curated record.